ACAAUCUACCUCUUCCCUUCUUCUCCUUCCUCUCCCGCCGUCACAAUAUCCGAAUUCAAAUCCCUAAAUCAACGCGACAUCUCAAACCCUCCGCCGCUGAGACUCAUCGUAUUCGACGCGACGUGGAAACACGCGAGUGAGAUGGUGAAAGCUAGCGAAGAGGUUCUAAGAGAAGCAGGAGCGGUUAGAGUGUGUUUGGAUACGGGAAUAGACGCAUCCGUGAGCGGAGGAACCAUCUACGACUCGGAGCUUGUGUUGAGGAAAGAACCAUUCGGAGGAUGUGUGACUACGGCGGAGGCAGUAGCACGGUGCUUGGGAGCUAUCGAACCGGACGGUGAAGAAAUCGAGAGGAAGCUGAUUAGUGUAUUGAAAGAGAUGGUGAGGUUACAAUCUAAGUUCUUGAAGCCCAUGAAUCCAAGACCUAAGUUAUUGAAGAAGAGAUUACAGAUUCAGCAAACCACUUGAACAAGAAUGAAUGAAUUGAGUUUUUAGCUCUAUCGUAUUAUUAUUACAUUAGUCCAUUCUAGUAGUAGUAACUCGUUGCAAUCAAACAAUUAGGUGAAUUUCUCAAAUUUAUUCACAUUUGGAGUUAACAAAGUCAAUCAGUGACUCUUUUUGUGGAACGGAUCAAACUUUUAUAACUCAAUAAAAGAAGAAAAACAUUGAGAGACAUGGGACCUUCUUCCAUGUGAAGUGAGAAAGUCAU
Camelina sativa (false flax) is the source of this 706-nucleotide messenger RNA. NCBI's taxonomy places the organism in Eukaryota, Viridiplantae, Streptophyta, Magnoliopsida, Brassicales, Brassicaceae. The record is from RefSeq and is a predicted model, not a curated record.